AUGGGAAGGGCAAAAGAAGAGGCUAUAUCCCUGCACGACGAACCACAAUGCGAUCGAUUUAACGGCGAGAGCAGACGCGCUCCACAAAAUCCUCUCGACGCUGGAAGGAAACUCAUACGACCAAUCAACGAGAUACAUGGACCCAAACAGAGCCCCUACAGCUCACGCCGCUCAUCGAGGGCCGUGAAGGAUUAUCGAUAUAUCUCGACAGUCGGGAUUGCAUCGUCGUCCACGGACCCCAUAUAUCGCGACCAACACGUUACAAUACCAGUCACCGACGCGUCGGAGCAACCCAACAUGCUCUCGGUCAUGAUCAUGUUCGGAACAGCCACGCUUCGCACCGAGGGGGAGCACGAUGUGUACGUGGACAUCAAACGACAUCUCGAUUGGGACAAUACGGAGCUGCUGUACGCGGCGAGCGAGACAUUGGAGGAGGAUAAACUAGGAUAG
Molecule: messenger RNA, 450 nt
Organism: Guyanagaster necrorhizus
Lineage: Eukaryota; Fungi; Basidiomycota; Agaricomycetes; Agaricales; Physalacriaceae
Exons: 3
Coding region: 1-450 (149 amino acids)
Source: RefSeq, a predicted model, not a curated record